This is a messenger RNA of Pseudovirgaria hyperparasitica, 1265 nucleotides long. Its product is annotated as transaldolase. Bases 230 to 1261 code for a protein of 343 amino acids. The transcript has 2 exons. NCBI's taxonomy places the organism in Eukaryota, Fungi, Ascomycota, Dothideomycetes, Acrospermales, Acrospermaceae. The record is from RefSeq and is a predicted model, not a curated record. Gene Ontology annotation, cellular component: intracellular anatomical structure. Gene Ontology annotation, molecular function: transaldolase activity. Gene Ontology annotation, biological process: pentose-phosphate shunt, non-oxidative branch; carbohydrate metabolic process.
GGUAAGUGCCUCUAGCAAGGGAUCCAAGGAGGAUAUCUUAGAUGUCAGAUCUACAAUACGGAUGGUAGUCUACCCGAAGCCAUUGUUGUUCCAUAACAGGCAAUCUAUCCGAUCCACUUGUCAAGCUAAGUAUCCUCAACAUUUUGUUCUUCAUACUUACUUUAAAGCUAUCUCAACUGGUUCAAAGAGCUAGAAACACCUUUGUCGUUAUAAAAAUCAAGUGCAUAGCAUGAAACCUCAAUCCCUUCUUGACUACCUACGAGAGCGAUCUCAAGUAAGUAGCGACACACUCGACGCUCAGAUAGUCGAAAGUCUUGGCCCCUUUGUCGACAACACUUCGAAUCAAGCUAUCGCAUACGGAGAACUAGCAAAGGCCAAACAUGCAGAUUUGUUGCGCGACGCUGCGGCUACAGCACAAAAGUUCAAGGACAGUAGUGAACUGCAGCUUACUGAUGUGUCUAUCGCCGAAUUAGCGAUUGAGAUUGCCACCAUAAGAUUGUGUCUACUCAUCGUACCACACGUGACCAACUGCGUGCACGUUCAAGUCAACCCCAUACAUUCGUAUUCAACAGCUCAAAUCAUCAUAAAUGCAGAACGCAUCAUCUCGCUCUUCUCGCUCAUUGCACCCGACUUCUCCCCAUCACGGGUUUGCAUCAAAGUGCCAUCGACAUGGGAAGGACUCCGUGCUUGCGAGGUACUCGAGCAGCAGGGCAUCAAUACACUUGCAACAACUCUCUUCUGCAUGGAACAGGCCGUCCUAGCAGGUAAGAGUGGAUGCACCUAUAUCGCACCAUAUGUAAACGAGCUCAAAGUUCACUUUGAAGUUGGGUACAUCGAUCCAAGCCCAAACUUCCAACUUUGUGUGGAAGCACAGAAGUUCUACGCCAAAGAAAAGAUGAAGACGAAGGUUCUGGCGGCAAGCUUAACGAGUGUAAAAGAGUGUGCUCAGCUAUCAGGAAUUGACUGUAUCACGAUCGCACCCGCGUUACUAGAUGGGCUGAAUGGAACUGAUGUUGAAGUUCUGGAGAAAGAAGGCGGAGAAGAAUAUGCAAGCUACUUCAACGAAAGCGGGACCAAGGUAGAUGGCAAUGUCGAUUCUUUUGGUAUGGACUAUUGGAGCAAUAUCACAGAAGAGAAGCAAUGGAGACAAUCAUUCAAGCAGAGAAAUGACGGCCGUGAAUUGAUCAAAUUGGAGGAGGCGAUCAGUAUAUUCCGUAAUGAGCAGGCCAAGCUUGAAGACCUCGUCGCUCAAUACAUUUGAACAC